Messenger RNA from Phytophthora sojae, 1395 nucleotides. RefSeq lists its product as hypothetical. The record is from RefSeq and is a predicted model, not a curated record. The coding region runs from base 1 to 1395 and encodes 464 amino acids. NCBI's taxonomy places the organism in Eukaryota, Oomycota, Peronosporomycetes, Peronosporales, Peronosporaceae. The transcript is spliced from 2 exons.
AUGCUGUCGCUGCCUCACUCCACCACAUUGCGACGUCACGGACCCGAGGCCGACUUCAUCGAACCCUUAACCAGCCACGACUGGCAGGUGUCGGACGAGGAUCUGCUGCACUUGAGCCUGCUGCACGAGUCCUGCGUGACGGACACGAACGCGGUGCUGCCGUGGCAGUACGGGGCUCCAGGCCACCAGGGGCCAAUCGGCAUAGCCACCAACCCCCACGAAGUGAUCCACCAAGACGACCCCGACCUGCUGCACAAGCUGCAGCAAUGCCCCGACGUGGACAUUUUCCUGCCUGUUGGCCUGCACGGCAACGGAUACUGCGAGGACGCAGUCGCCUACGCCAAGUACCUCAAGUCUCGGCUGCUGCCUGUGUGGGCUCUCGAGGUGAAGCUGUUCGACCCGGAGGUGGGGCGCGAGGUGGACUACUACGACCUGUGCCCCAGGACGCCCGUGAUCUUCUUCCAGCACUACUGGGACGGCGUGCCGUCCUCCCCUCGCUGGCCGGAGAACAAACCCAUCUACCUCAUGCCCAACAUCGAGAUGGUCGAGCUCACGCCCGAGCACUACUGGAGGGUGGACGUCGUGCUGUGCAAGACCAAAGUAUGCUACGACCGCGUCACGCGCUGGUUCGAGGAGGAAGGCAACCCCCGCAACGCUCAGGUGUUUUACACCAAACACACGUCCUCGGACCAAGCGCAGUUCGCGCGCAAGCGCCUGGCCGAUGAUUCUGUCGCGCCCAAGGACUUCUCGGACGUGAGGUUCAUCCACACGGCCGGUACGAGUAUCUGGAAGGGCACGAAGCAACUGCUGGACUGCUGGACGUCCACUCCAGGACUGCCGCCGCUGGAUCUGUACGCGAACGAAGGCUCGUACAACUACCUGAUGCAGGGGGCCUAUGACAAGUGGGUCUGGUGGUACAGUCGGAGCACUGUGAACCUCCACUUCGGCAUGAUGGAUCGACUCGCCUUCAGCAAACUCACGGCCGAAGCUGCGUUCCUCAUGUGUCCGAGUCUGGCCGAAGGCUACGGCCACUACAUCAAUCAAGCGCGUGCUGCUGGCGCGGUUAUCGUCACGACUGACGCUCCACCGAUGAACGAGCUCAUCGUUUCGAACGCGAUGGGCGUUCUGAUCCCGACGAAGAUCGAGAAGGAUGCUCGCAAUGGGAUGCUGGGCGGCAACUACUCGGACGCGCACGGAUUGAAGAACGCCGACGGGCUCCUGGCUGCAGUCAAGGGGGAAGGCAUUUGUGAAUCUGUUAAGAAGUUCGUGGCUUCAACUACGACUGAGCAGCGCGCGGCCAUGGGGGCGAACGCGCGUGAACAAUACCACAAAGACACAAGGUUCUUUGCACAGGCGAUGCAGGAAUUGAGGGAGUUUGCGAGGAGAAGCUCGUAG